This is a messenger RNA of Sinocyclocheilus grahami, 1142 nucleotides long. RefSeq names its product PH and SEC7 domain-containing protein 3-like. The record is from RefSeq and is a predicted model, not a curated record. Gene Ontology annotation, molecular function: phospholipid binding; protein binding. Lineage: Eukaryota; Metazoa; Chordata; Actinopteri; Cypriniformes; Cyprinidae. The transcript is spliced from 7 exons. The coding region runs from base 1 to 927 and encodes 308 amino acids.
AUGCAUUAUGGGUCAGUUGAUGGAGAUGAGCUGAAGAAGUCUCUGUCUGAGCUGGCGGAUAAGAACCAUCACUCUCACACUAAGAGCAUCAGUCGCAUCAGCAGCAGCAGUAACCCGUUCCUGGACAUUGCCCAUGACCCCAACGCUGCUGUCUACAAAACUGGCUUCCUGGCCCGCAAAAUGCACGCUGACAUGGACGGGAAGAAAACACCGAGAGGGAAACGAGGCUGGAAAACCUUCUAUGCUGUUCUGAAAGGCAUGAUCCUCUAUUUGCAGAAGGAUGAGUAUAAGCCAGAGAAGGCCCUGUCAGAGGACGACCUGAAGAACGCCAUCAGCGUGCAUCAUGCUCUUGCCAUCAAGGCGAUGGACUACGAGAAGAAGCCCAAUGUUCUCAAACUCAAGACUGCUGACUGGAGAGUGUUCCUCUUCCAGGCCCAGAGCCCUGAGGAAAUGGAGUCCUGGAUCAGAAUAAUCAACUCGGUGGCGGCCAUGUUUUCCGCCCCAUCCUUCCCCGCUGCCAUCGGCUCGCAGAAGAAAUUCAGCCGUCCGCUGCUGCCGGCGACCACCACCCGCAUGUCUCAGGAAGAGCAGCUCAAGUCCCACGAGGCCAAGCUGAAGCACGUCUCUACAGAAUUAGCCGAGCACAGAUCCUACCCGCCAGAUAAGAAGGUCAAAGCCAAAGAGGUCGAUGAGUACCGCUUGAAGGAGCACUACCUGGAAUUUGAGGAGAGCCGUUACGAGAUGUACGUCAAGCUGCUGAAAGAAGGUGUGAGAGAGCUCUUGACGGCCCGGGACGGUGACGCGGCGCUGAAGAAGUCUCAGUCCAGCCCAUCUCUCAACCAGGAGUCCCAGCCGGCCGCCGCUAAAGUCAAGCGCAACACGUCCGAGCGGAAGGACUACCGGCCCGAAACACCCAAGAUCACAUAGACAGUCUCCUGCUUCCUGUCAGAGAGCCACUGUAUAUCACGCGUGACUGUACUUUGAUGUAAUUUAUUUAUCUGCCGACAGUUCUCAGAAAUAAUUUGUGUAAAAUGUAAAUUGAUCAGUUGGUUGGAAGUUGUAAAUCCCUAGGUCUCCCUUGACCAGCCGGUGCUUGUGGAGCAAAUAGUGUGGUUUUCUUUUUUUAUUCGUUAGCGUGUAAA